Messenger RNA from Triticum dicoccoides, 3330 nucleotides. RefSeq lists its product as uncharacterized. The record is from RefSeq and is a predicted model, not a curated record. Bases 920 to 2980 code for a protein of 686 amino acids. NCBI's taxonomy places the organism in Eukaryota, Viridiplantae, Streptophyta, Magnoliopsida, Poales, Poaceae. The transcript has 11 exons.
CUGGAGGUGGCAUUGCGGAGUCAGAAUCAGACGAAGAAGACCAGAACCAGCGCAAUGGGAAAGCACCUGCAAUCAACUCGAGGUGCAGUGUUAAGAAGCUUCACGAUUUGCUAGCGUCUUUUGACGAGGAAAAAAACAAUAUGUCGUCGAGAUGGAUUUCGGGGGGCUGCUGCAGCUCCCAAAGAUAACCAGGAUGGAUAGGCAUUUCUUAAUGUCUAUUCUAGGUCAUAUAGACAAGGAAGCAAGUUCUAUCACAAUCGACCACAAGCGCGACGUGCAGUUCUAUGCAGAAGAUGUUCAUACUGUCCUUGGUAUACCUUGUGGAGUUGCGCCUGUUCGGGAUCCAGGGCGUCAUGUUUCAGAGGAGGUGCUCACGUAGAUCAGAGCCAUGUUUGGUAUGGGAUCAGGAGAGCACAGUAUCUUCCCAAUUGUUGAGGCUGUGAAGAAGACAUACGGCCGCCGUAUGACUGUUCAGGAGAAGAACAAGUUCAAAGUGGGGCUAGUUAUAUGUGCAUGCACAUACCUCCUCGCCCCAACACUGAAGAACGACUACUUCUGCACCGAUUACUGGGGCGCUUUGGCCGCGCCUGAUCUCAUACACAUGCACAACUGAUGCAGAUACACAAGAGAACAGUUGCUAGUUGCGGCAAAAAGGGUGAAGGCAGAUCUCUUAGGAGGCCGUCAGAAGUCAAACCUAUCCGGUUGUUUGCCAUUUAUUCAGGUAUUCUAUCUUGAUAACCUAGACGCUGCAGAGAGCAACAUCGACCACACGGUACGACCUAGGGUGAAAGCAUACAGCUACGCUCUUAUGAAAACAAUCAUCUAGAAGGAUGUCAAGUCGCGCAAAGGAGAUUACCCUGUUGUGUAUGGCAGACUGCUGCCGAGGGCAGAAACAGAGGUCUGUUACCAUAGAAACCAUAUGAACAGGAUGCGUGCGGCGGGCACAUCAACAGGACCGGUCCCUGGGCGCAUAGCGGCAUCGAGCUGCAGUUCGAUAGACAUAAAGGAGGCAUCAUAUAUUGUCUUAGACAAAAUAUCAAAGUUCACAUCCAGGUGCGAAGAGGUCCUUCUUUCGACUGCAAGGAAGAAGGAAGAGGAAAAUCACCACCAUUUCAAUGGACUAAAUAGCCUGGAAAAUUCAGCUCAACACACAAUCAAGAGGGAGGCAAAAAGAGUGAGAGACGAGUUCUUUUCCUUCUUCUCAAUUAUCGAGAGGCAAGAUGCCGAGACGAGGACAAGGAGGAGUGAUACAAGUAACAAUGCCAACUCAACGGGAUGCCGUGCGACACCCCCAAUGACAGACACUGCUGCGCCGAAAGCUCGCGAAGCGGCCGAGACACCUCCAGUCAGCGUCAGACAUCGAGGCAACUCUAACAUAUCACCGGAGGUCGUUGAGGUUUCUCCUCGACGAUUUAAGAGGACAUCCAAGAAACCAAAGAAAGUAAGAUUCGAGUGCGAGGCGUCAGAUAUCAUGGACAUCACAGAUUCAGAAGACAAUACAAACGUGGUCAAUUCACCAGUUCCACCAUUUAAUCCUGCCAACACAAUGGGAGAUUGUCACGUUGAAGGCAACUCGCCCAACUGUAACAUCGUUCUAGACAGCCUCAUAAGAGAAGCAGAGAGAUACAACAGGGCAGGCAAGCAGUUUGAUGAGAGUUCUGCCGCAACCAACAAGUCAAUUAUGGACAUUGUACCAGGGACGUCGUCCUCCGACCGCGUCGGGGGCGCGGAUGUUGCAUCAACAUACCCCGUUUGUUGCACUCAAGACCCUAAUUACCACAACAACCGCCAGUGGAACUACCCUGAUGGACACCCACUUCUUGAAGAGACGCCAUCGUUUGACUUGGGCGUCAUCACGCCCCCUUGCAACAAGUCAAAAAGUCCCAGUCUGGUUAGUAUUGCUACCAUGAGGGACAUCACCCGGAGAGACCUUUUUGGCGCGGGCGACUUUGGAAUGAGUACUCCAGGGUCUGCUAACCUCGGGACACCACCAACGCCUUUCCACAUAGCCAGUGCAAGUGUAGACCCAACUCAGCAAUGGCAGCUCGUGUGUGACGUUUCACCAGUUAGUUGCACAAGGUCUGUAGCCACUGGACUCUUGGACUUCAGAGAAGAAGUGGGGGCAGAUUGUGUCAACCUCAACAAGCCAGUAGAGGAAAAUUCACUGUCUACACCGCCACCGAAAAGGAGAGUGGUGCCCGGACCUGCCAGACGAUCGCCUUUUGUGAUGCAGUACCGUCUGUCCGAGAGGGCGUCGGGAAACGCCACCCACUUAUAUCUAGUAUUCUCGCAGAUGAGUGGCGCAGUGUUAAACAACAACUGGGUUGUUAGCCCAUACCCUAGUUACAUAGAACUGAUGGGCGCCAUACUGAAGAAGCAGCUUAGCGUUGGCAGGUUCAUAGAGAUAGAUCUAAUGAAUGUAUUCAUGCGAAGGUUCCGGCAGCUAGAGAAUGUUUGGGCAAGAAAAUACGGUGAUUCAUCCUGGAGGCAUUAUCUGGAGCCGGAAUUCGUGAGCCACGUGUUGUGCGGCGGUGAUUUCAUUCGUCACGACUACGUAAGGAACAUUUUUGUUGGCCACCAUAUCUCCCACGAUGUCAACAGAUGCCCUAUGAUGGUUUUGCCAGUGCACCACACACACGCCUGGUCUACAUACAUCUUUGAUUUCCCGAGGAGGAGAACAACAAUUCUCGACCCUAUGAUAAACAACGGAGACAGGCCGGCAGACGAACUCCGAAAUGAGCACAUAAAGAUAGCUGACGAGCUACGCGCUGCGCUAAUGGUUUGCAUAGCCGAAUACUUUGAUGGCUGGACGCCCAAGACCAAAGGGUGGCAGAAUUGGUUCCCAAAGCUGACCACAGGCCCUUGGGUCUGCACCCGUGCAUCCAGCGGGGUCGUUGCACUACAUUACGCAAGGCAGUGGAUGGGGACAAAGUUACAGAGGACACUAUCGCCAGGGAUGAGUUCGACCAAUCUAGGAUGAUCCUGCUUUAUGAAGUCUUGGGCCUAGCUGGCAACAUUGGGCAACUACCAGCGAAAUUCAAAAUCUGCCAGACAGAUUGCUGAGGAAGCGAGCAAAGUGGCAUGUUCGCUGCAAAGCUACUCUCAUGAGACACUGGUGUGUCCUACUGGAAAUGUGGUGUUCAGCAAAAACCCAGCAGAGAGCAAAGUGCGGCAAUCACCAUGACCGAAUUUAGUUCCCGACAAACCUGCUUUUUGCCAAAGAGACAGUGUUUCUUACGCAUUCGGAAGCUCUUUUUUUUCCAUUCAACUCUGCUCUAAACAGAGAUUCUAUCUAGCGCUCUAACGAUGUAGUUUAGUUGGAAAUGUUUC